UCCAUAACUAACAUUUUCCAAAGAGAGAACUCAAAGGGAGAUGUACAGCAAUGGGGUCAUUUAAGAAUUCGGUUUUCAUCUUGGUCCUUCACAUUCUGGAAGGGGCCCUGAGUAAUUCACUCAUUCAGCUGAACAAUAAUGGCUAUGAAGGCGUUGUCAUUGCAGUUGACCCUAAUGUGCCAGAAGAUGAAACACUCAUUCAACAAAUAAAGGAUAUGGUGACCGAGGCAUCUCCAUAUCUGUUUGAAGCUACAGAAAAAAGAUUCUAUUUCAAAAAUGUUGCCAUUUUGAUUCCUCAAAAUUGGAACACAAAACCUGAAUAUGUGAAACCCAAACUUGAGACCUACAAAAAUGCUGAUGUUCUGGUUGCUGAACCUAAUCCCACAGGUAACGAUGGACCCUAUACUGAGCAUAUGGGAGGCUGUGGAGAAAAGGGUAGUAAAAUUUAUCUGACUCCUGGGUUCCUAGCAGGAAAAAAGUUGCUUCAAUAUGGAUCACAAGGAAGGGUAUUUGUCCAUGAAUGGGCUCAUCUACGAUGGGGAGUAUUUAAUGAGUACGAUAAUGACCAGAAAUUCUACUUAUCCAAUAGAAGAAAAAAACCAGUGAUAUGUUCGGCAACUAUUUCUGGUAAAAACGUACUACGGAAGUGUCAAGGAGGAAGCUGUGUCACCCAAAAAUGCAAAUCCGACAGACUAACAGGACUGUACGAAAAAGGAUGUGAGUUCAUACCUGAUGAAGUUCAGACUGAGAAGGCUUCCAUAAUGUAUUCACAAAAUAUUCGUUCUGUGGUUGAAUUCUGUACAGAAAAAAACCACAAUAAAGAAGCCCCAAACCAGCAAAACAGAAAAUGCAAUCUCCGAAGCACAUGGGAAGUGAUCCAAGAUUCAGAGGACUUUAAGAAAACCACUCCUAUGACAACACAGCCACCCAAGCCCACCUUCUCACUGUUGCAGAUCGGACAAAGAAUUGUGUGUUUAGUCCUUGAUAAGUCUGGAAGCAUGACGAUUGGUGACCGCCUUAAACGACUGAAUCAAGCAGGCAAACUUUUCCUUCUGCAGACGGUUGAGCAAGGGUCCUGGGUUGGGAUGGUGACGUUUGACAGUGCUGCCUAUGUAAAAAGUGAACUUGUACAGAUAAACAGUGCCACUGAAAGAGACACACUUACCAGAAGCUUACCCACAGCGGCCUCAGGAGGAACGUCCAUCUGCUCUGGGAUUCAAUCAGCAUUUACUGUGAUUAGGAAGAAAUACCCAACAGAUGGAUCUGAAAUCGUGUUACUGACCGAUGGGGAGGACAACACUAUAAGCUCAUGCUUUAAUGAGGUGAAACAAAGCGGAGUCAUCAUCCAUACAGUCGCCCUAGGGCCAUCUGCAGCACAGGAACUAGAGGAGCUGUCUAAAAUGACAGGAGGUUUACAGACAUAUGCUUCAGAUCAGGUUCAGAACAAUGGCCUCAUGGAUGCUUUUGGGGCCCUUUCAUCAGGAAACGGAGCUGUCUCCCAGCGUUCCAUCCAGCUUGAGAGCAGGGGAUUAACCCUCCAGAACAGUCAGUGGUUGAAUGGCACGGUGAUUGUGGACAGUACUGUGGGGAAAGACACUUUGUUUCUCAUCACCUGGACAACUGACACUCCCCAAAUCCUUCUCUGGGAUCCCAGCGGAAAGAAACAAGAUGGCUUUUUAGUGGACACACACAUCAAAAUGGCCUACCUCCAAAUCCCAGGCACUGCCAAGGUCGGCAUUUGGAAAUACAGCCUACAAGCAAGGUCACAAACCCUGACUUUGACUGUCACCUCCCGUGCAUCAAGUGGUACCUUGCCUCCAGUUACAGUGACCUCUAAAAUGAACAAAGACACAGGCAAAUUCCCUAGCCCUAUGGUAGUUUAUGCAAAGAUUCACCAAGGAGCCUUGCCAAUUCUCAGGGCCAAGGUCACAGCCCUGAUAGAAUCAGUGAAUGGAAAAACAGUUACUUUGGAAUUACUGGACAGUGGAGCAGGUGCCGAUGCUACUAAGGAUGAUGGUGUCUAUUCAAGGUAUUUUACAGCUUACGAUACAAAUGGUAGAUACAGUGUAAAAGUGUGGGCUCUGGGAGGUGUCAAUACAGACACUCAGAAGGGGAUACCCCAGCAGAUUGGAGCCAUGUACAUACCUGGCUGGAUCGAGAAUGGUCAAGUAAAAUGGAAUCCACCAAGACCUGAAAUUAAUAAGGAUGAUCUUCAAGGCAAGCAAGUGUGUUUCAGCAGAACGUCCUCGGGAGGUUCAUUUGUGGCCUCCAAUGUUCCAAAGGCUCCCAUACCUGAUCUCUUUCCGCCUUGUAAAAUCACUGACCUGAAGGCAAAAAUCCAAGGGGACAGUCUCAUCAAUCUGACUUGGACGGCUCCUGGGGAUGAUUAUGAUCACGGAAGAGCUCACAAGUACAUCAUUGGAAUAAGCACAAAUAUUCUUGAUCUCAGAGACAAGUUCAAUGAUUCACUUAAAGUGAACACCACUGACCUCAUCCCAAAGGAGGCCAACUCAGAGGAAGUCUUUGUGUUUAAACCAGAAGACAUCACUUUUACAAAUGGCACAGAUCUCUUCAUUGCUGUACAGGCUGUUGAUAAGGUCAACCUGAAGUCAGAAAUCUCUAACAUUGCACAAGUAUCUUUGUUUAUUCCCCCAGAGACUCCUCCAGAGACACCUAGUCCUUCUCUUCCUUGUCCUGAUAUUAAUAUCAACAGUACCAUUCCUGGCAUUCACAUUUUAAAAAUUAUGUGGAAGUGGCUAGGGGAAUUACAGCUAUCAGUAGCCUUGGGCUGAGUUUUCCCCGAAAUAAACAAAUCAUCCAUCUUUUUUUUGAUUAUAAAAACUUAUAAAAUGUAUUUUAGACUUCCUGUACGAGGCAAUUUAAUGAAAUAAAAUGCUAAACAACCAGAUACAUAUGCAUAAAAACUACUUAUUCAAAUCCAAAAGUUU
Molecule: messenger RNA, 2948 nt
Organism: Balaenoptera musculus (blue whale)
Lineage: Eukaryota; Metazoa; Chordata; Mammalia; Artiodactyla; Balaenopteridae
Gene: CLCA1
Product: chloride channel accessory 1
Exons: 14
Coding region: 51-2792 (913 amino acids)
Biological process (GO): chloride transport
Molecular function (GO): intracellularly calcium-gated chloride channel activity
Source: RefSeq, a predicted model, not a curated record